UGAAACACUUGUUAAACUACGAAAGGAAUUAUCGGAUACUAAAUCAGAAAUGGAAUCACAAAAUGAAUUAUUAACAGAACUUGGAAAUCAAUUGACAACAACCGAAAAAGAACGUGAACAAUAUUCCGAACGUAUUAAUGAAUUGUCAAGAAUUAUAGAAGAAAGAGAAAAUCAAUUGACAACAACUGAAAAUGAACUUAAUCAGUAUUCUGAACGUAUCAAUGAACUAUCAAGAAUAAUUGAAGCAAGAGAAAAUCAAUUGACAACAACCGAAAAAGAACGUGAACAAUAUUCCGAACGUAUUAAUGAACUAUCAAGAAUGAUUGAAGAACGUGAAAAUCAAUUGACAACAACCGAAAAAGAACGUGAUCAGUAUUCCGAACGUAUUAAUGAACUAUCAAGAAUGA
This is a messenger RNA of Rhizophagus irregularis DAOM 181602=DAOM 197198, 407 nucleotides long. NCBI's taxonomy places the organism in Eukaryota, Fungi, Glomeromycota, Glomeromycetes, Glomerales, Glomeraceae. The record is from RefSeq and is a predicted model, not a curated record.